GUUGACUGAAUGCCUGCGAACCAUGUCUGUCUCAGUGUCCCCAGUGAAGCAAAUGUUAUGUCUCUCUGCCCCGCUUGUUCCGAAAGCUGCAUAUUGCGUUUACUGACGGCGGUCCUGAGUGGGCAUCAGGGAUAAGGCAACUCCUCGCGAACCCGAACGUGCGGAGAUGCGUCUUCAUUUAGGCGAGCGCGUUAUGUGUCCUCGCUCUGCUGUCGUAAACGAUCCGAGAGAUUUUGGACGGCCGAAGACUUCACAGGUUUAUAGCGGAAAGCAUUCAUCAUUGUAGGUAACCUGGAAUGCUCGAUCAUUCAUUUCACGUCGGGAGGUGUAAUUUCCCAUUUACAGUGAUGCAGGAUAAUUUGCUUAUCGUAAGACUUUGGCGGUGAAAUCUGAAGGACAACACUUACAAAUCGCAUGGGGAUAUUUUCAAUCUGUUUACUGGCGGCGUUGUCUGUUCCAAGUCUUCGCCCGGUCUGUGGCACCUCAGACGCAGAAGAAGUGGUCAGGAACUACUCCAAAGCAUAUGAGGACAUUGCCCCGCUGUGCCAGAGAGAGGAGCUCAGAUUCAGCAGCUGCCUGGUGGACUGGUUGCGAUGCUACUAUAAGAGGGACUGUGGCCGCGAGUACAUGUUGAUGAAACUGAUCUGUUCAGUGAGCUCAAACCAGAGCAGCCCCAUCCAUGAGUACCCAGACUGCCGUGACGGGGGCAGCGAGGCCAGCCUGCUGGUGUCUCCUCUGGUGGUGGCGGGCAUCGUCAUCGGCCUGGUGCUCUUCCUCUCCUGCGUCACCAUCAUCGUGGGCAGCCUGCGCAAGGACAGCCGCCUCCGCAACCCGCACCUGCGCGCCAGCUACGCCCCUGAUGGCUUCUCGUAUGGCGGCUCCCUUGGUGAGCUGAGGUCCACCUGCAUUGAGGAGUUCCCCCCUGCGUUUGACUUUGACUCCUACGUAGACACACUCUCACAGGUCAACGUCAUGUACCCAGACUCACCACCAUGUUACGACGAGUGUGUGGGACCAGGUGCGACGCAGGUCUACGUCCCCACCGACGACCCCCCUCCAUACUCCCUGACGGACCCCUGCCAGGGCAGAGAGGACCCAGGGGACCCCCACACCUACCUGGACCUGGGGGAGCCGUCCGCCGGGGCCUCCUGGGUGGCGGCGGGUGGAGCAUCCCAGUACCCAAUCAGACUGUACGAGCUGCGGCGGCAGCCAAUCGCAUCCAUCUCCCUGUCAGCGCUGCCCCUGGAGGACGCCCCGCCCUAUGAGGUGGUGGUGGGGGGCGGGCCGAGCCAGAACCAUCCAAUCCCUCUGAUGCCCAUGGAUCUGCUGAAGCACACGGCACAGCAGAUCAGUGGCAGCCCUCAGCACGCCGGACCCAACAGAAUCCUCUAGCCCACAGCACGCCGGACCCAACAGAACCCUCUAGCCCACAGCACCCACAGCACGCCGGACCCAACAG
Messenger RNA from Clupea harengus (Atlantic herring), 1459 nucleotides. RefSeq names its product brain expressed, associated with NEDD4, 1 (gene bean1). The record is from RefSeq and is a predicted model, not a curated record. NCBI's taxonomy places the organism in Eukaryota, Metazoa, Chordata, Actinopteri, Clupeiformes, Clupeidae.